UACAGCUGUAGUAUCAUUCAUUAUUAUACCUCCGUCUUUCUUGACAAUAAUCUCCCACUCUAAUGACAAUUCAUCAGCUAGACGGAGGUUGCCGAAGCUACUACUCUUCACCCAGACAACCAGGCAAAGGUUUCCUCAAAAUUAUCUCAAUCGAGUGAAGAAAUGAGUUUCGCUCCAAGCUCAUCCGUAAUCUGCCUACAGGUGGUAUGUAAACACGCCAUUUUCUUCGAUUCACUUGUAUUUAAAUUAUCACGCAUCCUCGCUAAGUGAGCCAAGCCCCUCUUGUGUCUGUAGCUGAGCAACGGAAGGAAAGUGGAAAUCUCCCGCCGGGUCUUUGUCGCGGAAUUACCUCUGUAGUUUGUUUGAUAUCGUAAGAUAAGAGGCUGGGGUUUGAGGCAUAUAUUCUACCUGUUUCCCUGCUGGAGGGUUUCUUAAACACCACACAUCUACAUCUACAUCUUCUACAAGUCAACUUCAGACCAAGAAACCUUCCAUACUUUCAGGACAAACAUCUCAAAUUGAGACAUCUCUUAAACUCAACGCAACGAUGAACUUCAAGCUCAGCAUCGCGGUCCUUCUCGCCGCUCUCAACAUGGUAAGUCAAGUCCUCUCCCCAUCCUCUCGCAAGACUCAUGAGAUAGUACGCUAAUAUUGGUUGUAUAAAGGCCUUCGCAGCACCCCUUCCAAACCGAGGACCUCAUGAUUGGGCCGAGAUCUAGGACCCGGGUAUGUGGAAUGAGAACUUGAAUCCUGUAUAAGCUACAGUGCGGUACGUCCCUUACAAAACCCCCACCAGAAGCAUCGAGUUCCGAUAUUGAUUCUCUACUAUUUUAGAUGCCUUCCUUCUGGAUUAUCAAGUUGCGAUACUUGGAUGGCGCUGCUGGUGUUGGGUGAGGCUGUGCUGGGGUGAAAAGGUGUAUUGUUGCUGGUCAGCAUUUGUUGGUAUGGAUGGACACAUGGAAGGAUCUGAGAUAAAGCAUUGUUUGCAUCUGGAUGGGUUGCUGGAAUCUGGUAGAACGGGCUGUGCUCGUAGACCUGGAGUUCGAAAUGCAUAAACAUCAGAUUCCAUCA
Molecule: messenger RNA, 1071 nt
Organism: Hymenoscyphus albidus
Lineage: Eukaryota; Fungi; Ascomycota; Leotiomycetes; Helotiales; Helotiaceae
Source: the annotation of a GenBank genome assembly